Molecule: messenger RNA, 1858 nt
Organism: Manduca sexta (tobacco hornworm)
Lineage: Eukaryota; Metazoa; Arthropoda; Insecta; Lepidoptera; Sphingidae
Exons: 2
Coding region: 87-1175 (362 amino acids)
Source: RefSeq, a predicted model, not a curated record
AACAUUAUCGUUUGCCCGAUAAAAGUUUUGUAUAAAAUGAUACGUUGCUCUGGUUAAGUUCACUGUAGUUUUAUUAUCUAAACGAUAUGGGACUCGAAUUCGAAGGCGCAACAGACAAUAUUAGUGAACGACAGUUGAGUUUUAUAAGCGAGGUUUUAGAAAAACGAGGAUAUAAAGACACUAAGGUGACGAUCGGCGCGGUUGGGGAGGCCGGGGACAACUUCGUCGCGUUCGUCAAAAGAAUUAUCGUGCGAGAUGAUAAUGGAGAGUUUCGGAUGAUAGCCAAAUUUGCACCUCAAAUCGAAAUACAUAGAAUGUCAACGCAAUCUGAGAAUCUUUUCAAAAACGAGCACAUAAUAUACACGGUAGUUCUGCCGAAAUUUCAGCAAUUAGAGGAAGAAGCAAAUGUGCCUCAAGAAAAUAGGCUAAGGUUUGCAGAGUGCUACGGAUCACUAUCGGAACCUCCACACGAAGUAAUUCUCCUGGAAGAUCUACGUGUACCGGACUUCAUCAUGCUGGACAGGUUCAAACCUUUACCUGAAGAAUGCAUCAGAUCAGUGCUAAGAAACUUUGCAACGCUCCACUCUUUAUCAUUCGCUCUAAAACACAAAGAUUUGAAUACAUUUAAUGUUUUAAAAAAUGGAUUUUUCGAUUUAUGGGCUAGCAUGGACGGUGGAGCUGAGGCGUUUGCUUACUUCAGCCAGUUAGAAAACUCAGCAGCUUCGAUAGUGGAGGGAGAAGAGAGAAAGAAACUCCUUAAGGGAUGUAUUAUAAACGCGUUAGCUGCGACUGCAAAGAUGUCAAAACAAGAUGAAGACUCAAAACAUUCAAUCAUUCAACAAGGCGAUUCUUGGACCAACAACAUCAUGUUUAAGUUUGACAGAGACACGCUCCAAGAAUCAGUCAUGAUCGACUACCAGCUAUCCAAAGUAAGCAAUCCGUGCUGCGACAUAAUGUACCUCAUCUUCAACUGCACGGACCACAAGACUCGUCUCCAACACUUCCAUGACUGGAUCGACUACUACCACUCCGAACUAGUCAAGGCAUUAUCCAAUUUUGGCCUGGAAGCCAACGUCUAUCCCAGAGAACAAUUAGACGCGGACAUGGAAAAGAUACGGAAGUAUAAUGUUUGGACUGUCACUAAUCUUGGCGAGUGUCACGUUGUUGAAGUCUGAUGAUGCUUCGAGGAUGAAGGCAGCCAUUGAGAAGACUAUAGAUCUGAAUGAAUUUUACCAAAUACCCCAUUCUGAUGAAGAGUUCACGUUAAUGUUUAGGAAGAGGGUUGAGGGUUUAGUCGACAGUUUCGUACACUUCGAAUUGUUGUAACAGUAUUGGUACUAAUAAAUUAUUUAUUUUCAUUUUAUUUAUUUACACAGUAGGUUAAAUGUAACAUAUCUUCGCCCUAAUUAGUUAGGUGCUACAACCCAUUUAAUGACAAAAAUAUUACUAAGCAGAUAUCUCGAUAACCUAAAAAUAAUGGUAAGCUGGUUGAGGUACAGAUGUUUUGAUAAGUUUCAGAUAGAAGUUGUAAACGUAAAACAAAACUUAGAUAUUAGAUAUUAUACAAUAACUAUAUUAUGUUAUCAAGAAAACAGAUUAAAUGGACUUACAUUUAUAAGAAAGUAAUACUUAAGUAAGACCUUAGUAAAACUUAAAUAUUAGGUAUUUAAUGCAAUUAUCACUUAAUACUUAAUAUAAACAUACACGCAUAAACAAUAUCGCUGGAUCCUAUAGUGGUAAGCAGAGAGUAUGAAUUGCCACUUUGUACGAACUGUACGUAACCCUCUUUGUAUUUAUUCGUUCAUUCUAUCUUUAAUUUUAUCCUAUUGCAAUUUAAUAUAAUGCAAUCACACCUCGA